AUGGAGGCCUUAAGAUCAAGAACUGAGGCACAUCUUCAAAAUGUUUUGUCUAACAGAUCAGAAAUACGUCAUAUUGAUCCUCAAAAUAAUCUCGGUGAUGCUGACUUGUUGCACCAGAUUGGUUAUAAACAGGAAUUACGUCGUCACUACUCCACCCUCCAAAUGUUUGGUGUGGCCUUUUCUAUCAUGGGUUUACUACCAAGUAUAUCUUCUGUGUUAGUGUUGGGCUUGGAAGCUGGACCAGCUGGUUUGGUCUGGGGAUGGUUUAUUGCAUGCGUAUUUAUCUUUUGCCUCGGUUGCUCAUUAAGUUUUUUGGGUAGUGCAAUUCCAACCAGUGGUGGAUUGUACUACUAUACCAACUACUAUUGUCCUGAUUCAAUUCGUGUUCCCUUGAGUUUCUUAAUUGCAUGUUCCAACUCUCUUGGGUUAAUUGGAGGCUUGUGCAGUAUCAGUUAUGGUUUUGCUGUGGAAUUAUUAUCGGCAGUCUCACUUUCUAAAGAUGGAAAUUUUGACAUCACCAAUGCCAAAUGUUAUGGAGUCUUUGCAGCAUGCGUUAUCACAUGUGUGACCAUUCUGUGUUUGGCUACAAAACAUGCAGCCGCGUUGCAAACAAUUUCGAUUGCUGUCAACGUAUUUCUUAUUCUUUUGUUUAUCAUUGCUGUACCUGUAGGAGUUGGUCACGGAUUCAAUAAUCGUGAGUUUAUUUUUGGCAAUUUCGAAAAUUCAAGAGAUUGGAAUGCGGUUUGGAGUGGGUUUCUUGCGUUACAACCUGCUGCAUGGACUAUUGGUGGUUUUGACUCUGUCAUCCAUCUUUCGGAGGAAGCUAAAAAUGCUCAAAGAGCCAUUCCCUUUGGAAUCUUGGGUUCGAUUUUUGCUUGCUGGAUCCUUGGUUGGGUUAUAGUUGUUGUGUGUGCUGCAUGUAUUCAAAACGGUGAUGUCUCACGACUCUUGGCUUCCGAAACCGGCUCCCCAAUGGCACAGAUCAUUUACGAUGCUUUGGGGAAAAAAUGGGCUGUAGCUUUCAUGUCAUUGAUUGCUGUUGGUCAAUAUCUUAUGGCAAUUUCAAUGUCAAUUGCUCUCUCUAGACAGAUUUGGUCAUUUGCGCGUGAUGAUGGUUUGCCAAUUGUCUACAAGUGGGUAAAAUAUGUUAACCCCCAAGUUAAAGUGCCCAUAAGGGCUACUGUCUUUGCUGGUAUUAUGUCGUUGAUCUUGGGUCUUUUGGUUUUAAUCAAUGGAAGUGCUGGAUCUGGGGCCUUGUUCUCGUUAGGUAUCUGUUCCAACUCUCUUGCAUUCUUGACUCCCGUGGUUUUGAUACUCUUACCAUAUGGCAGAAGAUUAUUUGUGCCUGGUCCGUUUCAUUUAGGUAAAGUUUUGACUUCGGUGGUAAAUGGGUUGACUGUAUUUUGGCUAUUGCUUAUUAUGAUCAUUGCUAUGUUUCCUGAUAGCAAGAGUGUGAACAAAGAUUCAAUGAACUACACUGUGGUGAUCAAUAUUGGCGUUUGGGCAUUGUCCUUAAUCUAUUACUAUGUUUGGGGUUACAAGUCGUACUCAGGUCCAAGAAGCAACUUGGACGACGUCGACGUCAAUUACGAAGACAAAGGUUCUAAUACAUCAGAAGUACACGGUAUUGAUAUUUUGUUGGAAGAAAAGGCAUAA
Molecule: messenger RNA, 1656 nt
Organism: Lodderomyces elongisporus
Lineage: Eukaryota; Fungi; Ascomycota; Pichiomycetes; Serinales; Debaryomycetaceae
Exons: 1
Coding region: 1-1656 (551 amino acids)
Biological process (GO): transmembrane transport
Cellular component (GO): membrane
Molecular function (GO): transmembrane transporter activity
Source: RefSeq, a predicted model, not a curated record